CCCGGCGGGGCGGGUGGAGCAGGUGUCGGGCAGCGGGGAUCUCGAGCGCGUCGCGACCCCAGGAGGAGCGGCCUCCGGGGCCCCGCGGACCCAGAACCCUGCGAUUCCGGGGGUCGGCCGGGGGCAGUCGUUCAUCACUGAAAAUGCACGCUUAAAGCUGUACAGUGUGAAGGCCAUGUGAGGACACAGUGAGGAGGUGGCCACCUGCAACCCAGAGGGAGAACAUCAACCCUCCUGGCACCUUGAACUUGGCCCUCCAGCCUCCAAAACCGUGAGGAAGAUGUUCUGCUGUUUAAGCCACUCAGCCUGUGGCAUUUUGCUCUUGCAAUCCGGCUAAGACAGGGAGAGAGUCUUUGAUGGGUAGUAGCAAAGUCUGAACAAUUCCUGUGAUGGAAGUUGCAGUAGGACAGUAGAGAGCUAUGGGGCCUCUUUUUUAAUGGCAAGUCUCAAACUCACAAAAGCAGAGAGGACCUAACAAACUCCACAUGCCCAUCAGCCAGCUUCAGCAAUUCCGGCCAGCUUCUGGCCCUUCACCGGCCCCAAGCACACUCAGGCCCAGCGCCCUAGCUGGCAUUUCCUCCAUGAAGCAGAUGCCCUUGUGCCCGCUACCAGGCCUCCGUGGCAGUGGAGACUCGCACUGCUCAGGGCAGACUGUGCGGAGACGGUUCUCAGCAUAGCAAGGACAGAGACGGAUGUACAGAUGCAAGGACUCUCCUGUACCUGCAUCAGGGAUGUGAGGUCACGACUGCAUGCAUGGAGGUGCUGCAGUCACCCUGUGACUACGAGGGACAAGCUAAGAGAACUGAUGCCUUGGAAAUCACAGGGCCAAGCUCAACAUCAAGAAAGAAAGCCAAUAAUUGGGAAUGAUAGAAUCUACCACCCUUCCGGAACCCACAACCAAAUCAAGCAACGGCCCAUCAGGAAAACGUCAAGCGACCAUAGGUGUCUGGGGUCACGGGAAAUCAGGGGCUUGCACCGAAUGAGGUGGGGGAGGAAAGUCAGGGAAACUGUUGCCACGACCUCAGCCCCAGCACCGAGGUGGACGGUCUGGAGCUCGCGGGGGGCCGCUGCCGUCCCCAGCCCUGGAGAGCCCUCGCCCGUCUCUCGUCUGCAGCAGGGAAGCAGGUGCUUCACGAAGGCUCCCUUAAGUUCACGGCCACGCUGCCGGCUGCCUCCGGAUUUCUCCUCGGCAAACUAGAACGUUCCAGAGGCAGUUCUGGGAAACGCGGCUCCCAGCUUGGCACGGGCCGAACGCUGGUGUCCGCCCCAACCCCCUAGGUUGAGGUCUGACCCCACCGUGACGGUACUUGGGGACAGGCCUCCGGGGCCACGAGGCCCAGAGGGCGGGACCCCUCGACGAGAAGGCGGCGGACGCGGUCUCACCUGGAACCGCCCCUAAGACGACAGCGGCCAACCUGACUGAGCGCUUCCCGGUGCCGGGGCGCCCGCCCUCAAGGUCCCCGCCGUCGGGGAGUCGGCGGCGGGCGGGCCCCGAGGCCGCAGCCCCGAACUUUAGGAGCAGGGACGGGCGCCCGCGCCCAUGACAGCAGCCCGCGCGGCACAAGGCGCGCCCGGCUUCCGGCCCGCAAGAGGCGGUGCGACCGAGGCCCCGUCGGGCCAGUCGCGCCGCUUCCGCCGGACUAGUCCCAGCCAAUCCGGCCCAUCUGAGCCAAUCCCGGCGCGCGCCGUGGGCGCCGGCCCAUUGCAGCCAAUGAGAGGUCCGGGCGGCCCGGCUGCGCUGGGGGCGGAGGCGGGAAGCGCGGCGAUGGCGGGCAGGCGCGGCGCUCUCAUCGUGCUGGAGGGUGUGGACCGCGCGGGGAAGAGCACGCAGAGCCGCAAGCUGGUAGACGCGCUGUGCGCCGCGGGCCACUGCGCCGAGCUGCUGCGCUUCCCGGAAAGAUCAACUGAAAUUGGCAAGCUUCUGAGUUCCUACCUGGAAAAGAAGAGCGAGGUGGAGGACCACUCGGUGCAUCUGCUCUUCUCCGCGAACCGCUGGGAACACGUAUUCCCUCACGGCUGGCUUCCUAAGUCCACCUCACGAUCUCCACUCUUCCUCUUCUCUCCCGUCCCGGCGGCCUGCUCUCCGGAAAGGCUGCUCCACCUUGGAUUAAGUGAUGCCAGUGGAUGGACGUUCAGGUGGUUGUGCCUUGUUCCCUCUCACAGGCCGCUAAUUAAGGAGAAGCUGAGCCAGGGCGUCACCCUGGUCGUGGACAGGUACGCCUUUUCCGGGGUCGCCUUCACCAGCGCCAAGGAGAAUUUCUCUCUGGACUGGUGCAAGCAGGCGGACGUGGGCCUCCCCAAGCCGGACCUGGUCGUGUUCCUGCAGCUGCAGCUGCCGGAGGCCGCCGCGAGGGGCGAGUUCGGCCGUGAGCGCUACGAGAGCAGCCCUUUCCAGCAGCGGGCCCUGCAGCGCUUCCAGCAGCUCCUGGGAGACUCCAGUCUGCCGUGGAAGGGACUCAUGUUUGUACGGCUUACUCACCAGCAACCCGUAUUCCUCGCAAUUGGAGGCGCAGAUGGCCCCAGGUGGGGCAGCCAGCUGUCGGGUCGGAGCCCAUCGUACCAGGGAGAGGAGUCGGACCCGAGUUGGGCUCCCGGCGGAACUUGGGGUCCAGGCAGUGGACGCCUCCAGGAGCAUCGAGGACGUCCACCGGGAAAUCCGCGUGCUGUCUGAGGGCGCCAUCCGGGCCGCUGCACACAGGCCGCUGGGGCAGCUGUGGACGUAGAGGGACAGGACCCCCGUCUGCCAUCCGCAAGGCAGGAGCCGCGUGUGCACAGCGACCGGGGGGGCGAAGCGGGGCUCCCCGUGGAGCGGCCUUCUCCUGCCCUCACCUGUGCCCCGAAGAUACUAAUAAAUUAGUUAUUGUGUUCUGCUUA
Balaenoptera acutorostrata (minke whale) is the source of this 2874-nucleotide messenger RNA. RefSeq names its product deoxythymidylate kinase (gene DTYMK). NCBI's taxonomy places the organism in Eukaryota, Metazoa, Chordata, Mammalia, Artiodactyla, Balaenopteridae. The record is from RefSeq and is a predicted model, not a curated record. The transcript has 10 exons. Bases 1541 to 2671 code for a protein of 376 amino acids. Gene Ontology annotation, cellular component: nucleus; cytosol; mitochondrion. Gene Ontology annotation, biological process: dTDP biosynthetic process; dUDP biosynthetic process; dTTP biosynthetic process. Gene Ontology annotation, molecular function: dTMP kinase activity; ATP binding.